AGGCGGGAGGAUGAGAAGCAGAACUUUUGACGGAGUGUUUGUUUUCGGACGGCUGAACAACAACAACAACAACAACAACAGCAACAACAACAGAAACAGAGACAGAGACAGAGUGCGGAGACACACUCAGCACAGCACAAAGUACAGAUAAUACCAGCAGCGCCUACUGGACAACUUGUCCCGGGUAAAGUGUUACUUCCGCAUUAGAUGUGGUGCUGACCUCCAUUGAUCAGCUGGUAUGGCUGCAAGAAGACACAGAGACACUAAAGACACUGAUGUCAGCCUUCCCUUUGCAGCACUUCAGCUCCUGGCCCCUCCUGUGCGCCUGGUGUCUGCAGCCCUCUGGAAAGUGAUGAAGCAGAGGGAUGUGCUGCAGUAUGGGGUCCUGGAGGAAUUUGUGACAUCCGCCUGUGAGACUGUCCCGGGGCUGCUCACCGUAAGACACCAGGGCAAGCUGGCACUGGGGCUGAGAGGACGGUUAAUCUUGGAGCUGUGCCGUACACAGCCAGAUAAAAAGGACAUUAUGCCACACCUGCAAAGGAUGCGUGCUCCUGCUGCUAUGUCCACCUCCUCGGCUCCUACUGUGAAGAGGGAUGUAAAAAUCAUGAAAACAGUGGACUGUUUCCAUUCAUUGGUUCACACUCUGCUAAAAGACCCAUCAGAUAGAGAACACUUCUUCAAGGAGGAGUUUUCUGUGGAUUAUGGUCCAAAGUUUGACCAGGAACUGGAGAAGCUGCUUUGGGAGUUUUUGAUUCGACUGGACCAGUUGCUUCCGGUUCCCAACCUAGCUCAGACCGUGUCGUGGCUCAGUGACGCCCCCCCUGUCCUGGAGGAGUGUGCGCGAGCAGCCACCCAACCGCAGCUCCUGAAGAUCUUGCUUCAACAUCAAACCUGUCUGGGUCAUCUGGAGGCUGCAGCAUCCCUCCCUCCAAACAUGGGAGACUCCAUCCUAGCUUCACUUUCUCUGCCACCCUCUGGAAGAGUUCCUUCAAAUCAACCAACGGCAGCCAAAAAGUCUGGAGCGGAGCAGUCCGAUGGCACGCAGACAAGAGACAAAACGGCAUUUAUUACACCUGUUAUCGGACUAAUAUCUAAUGAAGAUGUACCAGUUAUGAUCAGGACAAAAGAUGCAACAAAUGAGCACUUGCACCGCAAAGAGAAGUUGAUGUUCACUGCGGUUAAAGAGAGACCCAAAGAUGGUGGAGAACAAGUGGAGGGGGAGAGGUACGCCCCAAAACGAAUCAGCGGAAUGAAACGCAAGCAACCUGACGAAGGAGAAGGUGAAACCGAUGAGGAGGAGGAGGAGGAGGAAGUGUUUGGCACGAUCAGAUCUGGGAAAGAGACGAUAAGCAGAAGUUUGAGAAAUGGAGCGAGCAUGUUAAUGAAGGAUAGAGGCGACCAGAGGACAAAUGAGAGCGAAGGAGAAGGAGGAGUGAGAAAGGAGGAGUGUAACAGAGCAGCCCUGGAAACCUGUAUGACCCAGCUGGGUGUCAAAACGCUGCACCUGCCUGAAGAUCCAUCCCUCUGCUCCAUUUUUGUCUCUUGCCUGAGUAGCCAACCCAGAGUUAUUAUUGAAAAAAUGAGCGUUAACAGGACUGAUGGAGGAGCUAAAUCCUUACAUGUGAAACAGCAGACUAAAAGGAGAAAGGCAGUAGUCAAAGCUGCAACACAGAUUUGCAGUCAACCUCAAAAGCCUGACUCAGAUGUCCCUGGCCUGGACGAUAAAGAAAAUCACCCCGUAUUACCGAGUAUAAGCAGCUCUCCAUCUCUGCAACGGCGUAACACAGUGACGUCAACUCAUCCAGGAGACGCUGACGACUACGUAGCUGACUCUGAGGAUGAGGCGACGAAGAACUUCAAAAGCAGGCUGUUCAUGAAGCGCUACUGCAAGACCAAACACGGCACCUACGUUCCCACUCUGAGGGAGUUCUGGAAGCCCGGGAUGACGCGGACGUCUGCCGGAAGCAAACGCAGAUGAUGAAAUACUUUCACUGGCAAGAUGGGUGUUUUCAAACUAAAGCUAGAAAGAUGCCAGACGACUUAAACUAAAUCCAAAAAUGCUUUGAAUUUGACCAGCUACUGUGGCUGAAGGACAUUUAUUAUCGUUUUCUUUCUCUUGAUUUAUGAUGUCACUCGAGCCUAACCAGAUAUUAACUUCAGUCUGUGGUUUGUCAUCAUGGAAAAAGGAGCCCUGAAACAAAUGUCAGAACUCUUUUAAAUUGUAACUGUGCAGUUUACUUGUAAAUAAAGACCAUAAUAUU
This is a messenger RNA of Anoplopoma fimbria (sablefish), 2261 nucleotides long. It is a transcript of the gene tinf2, whose product is annotated as TERF1 (TRF1)-interacting nuclear factor 2. Gene Ontology annotation, cellular component: shelterin complex. Gene Ontology annotation, biological process: telomere capping; regulation of telomere maintenance via telomere lengthening. The record is from RefSeq and is a predicted model, not a curated record. Bases 239 to 1978 code for a protein of 579 amino acids. NCBI's taxonomy places the organism in Eukaryota, Metazoa, Chordata, Actinopteri, Perciformes, Anoplopomatidae. The transcript is spliced from 10 exons. Gene Ontology annotation, molecular function: telomeric repeat DNA binding.